This is a messenger RNA of Protopolystoma xenopodis, 909 nucleotides long. The record is from the annotation of a GenBank genome assembly. Lineage: Eukaryota; Metazoa; Platyhelminthes; Monogenea; Polystomatidea; Polystomatidae.
AAUGACAAGAGCUUCGGCUGCAGCCUGACGCGGCGGUCGGCUGUCGAGUUGGAGACCAACCUGUCCGAGAUCAAACAGGCGCUAGGCAACCUGAUGGCGAAAAUCGGCGACAAGGACAAGGCGAACAAGCGGACCAACGAGUGGCGCUAUGUGGCGCUUGUGCUGGACCGUUUCUUCUUCUGGUUUUACCUGAUGGUCAUCUUUUUCUCCGGUCUCAUAAUGCUCCUCUCCACGCAGCCGCCGAAGACCAUCGAGAUGGUGGUCGAGGAGGAGCGUGCCGAGUACAACAAAACGGCACACGAGACGCCGCUCAGCUGUUUCAUGCCGGAGAUCCUUCCAUUCCAUCCGUCGAUUCUCUUCCUGCCACCUUCCAGAGUUGAGCAUGCGCAGAAUAGCAUCGUCAUGCGGGCGCUGCUGACGGCAAGAGUCUUCAAAGUCCAGCUUUGCGCAAACGACCUACAACAGUCUUUCCACAUGACUCUUUUUCCUACCGACAUGAACCGAGCCCAGCGUAGGUGCAACAGGCACCUAUGCCGAUUGUUGUUGAGGCGUACCAUUUUCAAAUUGCUUUCAUUUUGUACUGAUGGUGACUCUGCUCACGACGAAUGUUGCAUUUGCUCUCACUUCACUAAAAUGUCGUCCUUCUCCAGUCUGGUUUGUUUCUUCAAUCUGACCAAAUCGUUUCCUCAUCACCCCAGCCGGGAUUCGAACCUUCGGCGUGUGGAUUGGGUGUCAAAGUCAUUACUUCCUGAUGAUGAUGAGAGCCGAAAGCGUUUCGCAAAACUCACAUCCUUUUUUGGGAUUUUCAUGUUGAAUUUGGCUCAGAUGCUUUCCAUUGCAGUUAGUAAUAUGUUUGUCCCUUGUCCCGCAGGGUCUGUAGAUGAAACGACGAGACGAAUUCCGGGCUGA